AUGGCAGAGAUAGGUGUGUGGGACGUGGAGACGCUGUGCCUGAAACCGGGGCAGCGGGCCCCGGAGCUCGGCGUGCCCGGCGUCUUGGACGCGGUGGCCGGCGCAGCACCUUGUGACGUAUUUUUGCUCUCUAACCCGCCCGACCUCUACACCUCUGUCUUCGGAGGGACACCGCUGGCGAGGGACACCGCUCGCGCAGCCGUGCUCCCGCUGCGGCGACGCAAUGCCUCCUACACCUGCAGCGUGCCGGAUGCCAUGCCCAAGGACAUCUUGACCUCCGUCGAAUUGGCCCGGAGCGGAUCGAAACGGCAAGUGACGGAGAUCGUCGGCGAAAAGGUCAUGGAUUGGGCGAAGAUGGAACUCGUGGAGAUGGAUCGAGCCGAAGGCAGCAACGACGUGGGCAUGCUGGCUUGGAAGCUCACCUUGAAGACCCCCGAGUACCCAGCAGGACGCGAGCUCAUUCUCAUCGCCAACGACGUGACCUUCCAGGCGGGCUCCUUUGGCGUGAAAGAAGAUCAAUUCUUCCAGAAGGCCUCGGAACUGGCGCGCGUGCGUGGCCUGCCGCGGAUCUACGUCUCCUGCAACAGUGGUGCCCGUGUGGGCUUGGUCGAAGAGCUGAAGCCUCUCUACAAGGCCGUGCAGUGGAUCGAUGCAGCCGACUGCGGCAAAGGCGGUGCAGAGCGCGGCACGGACCCUAUGUACUGCGGCAUUGCGGAGAGAGAAUAUCGUCUGGCACCUGGCCAUUACGCCGCCCAUCAAUAUUUUCCAGAUGUGCCAUAUCUCCGAUCCUUGAUCAUCAAUCCGUGGCAUUUUGUCACACCUCUGCCAAAUCGAGACCAACUCAUCAUCCGUUACGGCAACCAGGUCCGAUCGCAUGCAACACUAAUCACGAAAUAUCGGGAGACGAUCACAGCACGACGGGAUGAAGUCUCACGGCGAGCUGCCAACCCAGCCAAGUAUGAUGACAAUUUGAGGGCGUUCGCAGAUCAUACAGAGAAUGAACUAUCCAGGGUCAAUAAUGAGACCACCCCUGACCUUGGGACCUAUGAGCUGCCAGACAUUUGGGUGUGCCUCGACAAGUCUAGGAUCCCCCUGGUCCGAUUUGAUGUGCCAGUUGGCCGCAUCUUGGAGGAGGUUGAGAAAAGAAGGCCGGCUGACUCGACUGCACACAACAUUCAAGGCCUUUCAUCAGCAGGGACCCCGCCUGUGCCCACGGAGUCAGGCGUCCUCAUGGCAAGCGCACCGGCCGCGGAGUCAGAUCUUCAGCCUGGGACCCGGCCAGCUGGCGUUCCAGAGCAUAUCCACAAUUACAUCAUUCAGAAGAUUGGACACAGACCCCGCAUAGAGCUCCGCGGCAGUGAUGCCAAUCAGGCUACAAGUCUGAUUGAUGGUGCAGUGCUUAGCGCCGGAUUGGAAUGGGACAGGUCAUAUGAGCUGAACCUACAGGCAUGUGGGUACCAGCAGGAGGAGACCUUCCACCACAACCCCAUUCCAUGGCCUGGCCGCCAAUCGGAGCCAGGGACUGGGACAGAGCGAACUGAGUCUACUCAGAAUCCUGACCAGUUCCCUAUCAAUGAGGUUUUUUUGCAACAGAUGAAACAGAUCCUGGUCAGUAGUGGAAAGUAUUCCAGCUCCGACAUCGACACACUUCCACUUGGUGAACUGGUCAGGCUGAUGGCCGCUGAGGAAAGCAUCAUAGGGAGGCAUCGAGACUGCUCUAGUCUCAUUGCCAAUGGAUUCGACCCAACGAUCAUCCAGAGGUUCAAUCAGGAGCAGCCCCAGAUAACAUACUUGCAGACACAAGCCCAAGGCGGCACCUUGCCAGUGCGUCCAGCAGCAACCGCCACAGCAGCCAAUGCCAGUUGGCGGUCAACCGCCUUUGGCGUCUGCUGCUGGUACGCCCUGGAUGACACCUCCAUUCCAGGGAAGCAUUGCGCAAGGCGUCUGGCAUCUUUUGAAAUGCAGUUCUUCGAAUCGAAUGGCACAGAGAUUCUGGAGGACUGGAGGCAGGUGAUGUAUUACACGGGGUUCGUACGUGUGAACAUUAAACACUACGCGGGCUUUGAGUACCUCUACUUGCUGAAGGCCGACUACGAGAAGUUGCCCCCCGGAAGUGUGGAGGCGGACGCCGGACGCGCCGCGCGGCGGAGCGGUGGGGUCCGUGGGGGCGACGCCGCCCAGUGCGGCGUGCACAAGAUCGCCGGGCCCAGCGGGGAGGAGCGCUUCGUUUUGGACGCCAUCAUCGGAGAGGGCAUGAAGAGCACCAAGGGUGGCAUCGGAGUGGAGAACUUGCAGGGCAGCGGCUUGAUCGCUGGCGAGACCAGCCGUGCCUAUCAGGAGAGAUGCGGGGACACCUUCACCUUGUCCUAUAUCACCGGUCGAUCGGUGGGCAUCGGUGCCUACCUGAACCGCCUGGGCCAGCGGAACAUCCAGAUGGUGAGCAGCCCCAUGAUCUUGACGGGCUACGCGGCAUUGAACAAACUCUUGGGGAAGAACGUUUACCAAUCCCAGGAUCAGCUCGGAGGGCCUCAGAUCAUGGUCCCCAACGGCGUCACGCAUCAGGUGGUGAGGGAUGAUCAAGAGGGCAUGGCGGCCAUCCUGGAUUGGUUGAGUUUCGUGCCCAAGGCACGGACUAACACGACGGUCUGCCAGCCGUCCGGCGUGGACCCGUGGGACCGCGACGUGGACUUUGAGCCCUCCCAGCUGCCCUACGACCCUCGCGACUUCCUCCGGGGGGUCAUCGACCAUGAGGGCAACCGAAUGAGAGGCUUCUUCGACGCUGGAAGCUGGGUCGAAUACUUGGAGGGCUGGGGCCGGACCGUGAUCACCGGCCGUGCCCGCUUGGGAGGCAUUCCAAUGGGUGUCAUUGCGGUGGAGACUCGCAGCGUGGAUCGGCUGGUUCCAGCCGAUCCUUCGAAUCCCGAGAGUUGCGAGGUGAAGGAGAGCAUGGGAGGAAAGGUGUGGUUCCCGGACAGUGCUUUCAAGACCGCCCAAGCGCUGAAAGACUUCAACCGGGGAGAGAAUUUGCCAGUCAUCAUUUUCGCGAAUUGGCGUGGCUUCUCCGGCGGCACUCGCGACAUGUACAACGAGAUUUUGAAGUUCGGAGCCAUGAUCGUGGAUGCUCUGGUGGAGUACAAACACCCCAUCUUUAUCUACAUCCCCAAGCACGGCGAGCUCCGUGGCGGCGCGUGGGUGGUCAUCGACCCUGCGAUCAAUCCAGAGAAGAUGGAAAUGUACGCGGACCUCGAGGCCCGCGGCGGCAUCCUCGAGCCGCCGGGCAUCGUGGAGGUGAAGUACCGAGCACCGCAGCAGGCCAACAAAGCGGAGCGGAGGAGCCAUGGGCGGAGGAGGCUUCAGGACCCAACAAAAACGUGGCGAGUGGGACGGAGUGGUACGGUGUUGUUUUGGGGUUUGUAG
Molecule: messenger RNA, 3417 nt
Organism: Durusdinium trenchii
Lineage: Eukaryota; Dinophyceae; Suessiales; Symbiodiniaceae
Source: the annotation of a GenBank genome assembly